This is a messenger RNA of Effrenium voratum, 569 nucleotides long. NCBI's taxonomy places the organism in Eukaryota, Dinophyceae, Suessiales, Symbiodiniaceae. The record is from the annotation of a GenBank genome assembly.
CUUGCUUGCAUGUGGCCUUGUGAAUGUGUGGAAAUUCGCGAGGCUUACAACGCGGUGCAAAGACCUGCGCUCAGCCGGCUCCGACUGUCCGACAUGGUCCGACGGUCCUACGGUCCGACAAGCUGCGGAGGCACCAGGGCACAGCUGCCAUGAUCGAGUCAAAGUUGGAGUUUGCCAUGCAAACGCACACGCAGAACCUGGCAUCAGCUGUAGAAGCUCUUGACACUUGCCUGGAGCGGAAUCAGGGUCUUGACUUGCUGGGUGUCGCCAUGGCGGACUGCAUUGAGGCCAUCAAGGGUGCAGCGCUGCAUGCCGACGCGCGCGAGGAGCUGGCAAAAUUGUUGGAGAAGGCUGCCGAGGAACUGGGCUCUGGGGUUGUGUCCCGGCGCGGCGCCGACCUCAUCGCGCUGCUGGGGGACUGCGGCAUCCAGGAGCCCAAGCUGGAGUCUGCCAUCAAAGCCGCUUGGGUUGCCGCCUAUGAGGAGUAAGCGGCUGAGCGUCUCACCGCUGUUCAAGUCUGUGUCACCCACUCUGCGUUCCUGGGCAUCGGAACCAUGUUCCGGAAACCC